CCACAUCAUUCCAGUUGUUAUUACUUACUCUUUCAAAAAGAUAUAUAUUUUUUCAUCCAUUGGGCUGCACUGGUGCUGCCUCUUCUGUUUUUAUAUUUCCAGGUAGAACCCGAAUUCGAAAUGUCCAUGUCCAUUUUCCAAGCCCUAAUCCUCACAAGGGUCGCGAGACUGCCACAGACUAUUCCAGCUGUAUUUUUUAUGUUAUUGGAUAGUUCCUUUUUUGGUUUGUUUUUUGUUUUUGGGCUGAGCUGGUCCUCCUUCUCCGAGACAAAAGCCCACCAGGGGUCGUCCUUUGCCGCGCUCACAAAAGUCUCCCAAGCUGUCGUCAGCUCCCACGAGUUGCUCGUGACGGGUGCGAGUCGAGGGGAGUUCCAGGGUUGCACUCCGAGCGAGAUGGUCCUGGGUCACUUAUUGGCUAGCCUCCCAGUUGACAGUUGGCCCGGACGAGAGCGCUGAAGGUGAACACAGAAAUAUGCGACGCGGCCCUUUGGCGGCUGUUAGCCGUGGGACGACAUUAGCACAUUAGCAUCGCCGACAUUACAGCCUUGCUCCGGUCCACCGAGCUGUUGUGAGGACAAUUCGACAACACACGACCUGCAGAUGAGGCAUCAACAAUGUCAUCUUGAAAAAAUAUUCCUCCUUCCAGUCUGUAUGAAAGUGGUAGUACAUGGCCUGUAUUCUGCUGAAAAACAUGAAUUCAUCCACAACCUGCAGUGAGGCGCCCCACAAUAGCCUCCCCCCAAACCACAAGGCACCCUCUGGACCUGAUCCAAUGCAGAAUAGCACAUGCCUAAGUGUCCACCUUUACUAUGUGGGUAUGGAUGGAGGAGGAGAAGAGAGCGUGCUCACAUACCCGUCUGGCGAGUACGUAGCAGAGGACCUUUGCAUCCUAGCAGCCAAAACUUGUGGUAUUACACCAUUGUAUUUGAACUUGUUCAGCCUCAUGAGGGAAAGUGACCAGAUGUGGUUCCCAGCUAAUCAUGUCUUUAAACUGCAACCAGGGGCCAGUGAGAACCUCUACUUCAGAAUCAGGUACUAUUUUCCUGGCUGGUACAACAGUAGCAGUUCCUCAUAUGCUCAUCGCUGUGGGAUUUCUAAGUCCAUGGAGAGCCCUGUGAUGGAUGAGUGCGUCAUGGCAUAUCAAUUUUUCCAGUGGCGUCAUGAUUUCCUUAAUGGUAAGGUUGUCAUUCCGAUGAGUCACGAAGUACAGGAGGAGUGUCUGGGCAUGGCAGUACUAGACAUGAUGCGUUUGGCAAAAGAGAGUGGUCAGUCACCAGUGGGCAUCUACAAUGAUACCAGCUACAAAUCUUUGCUGCCGAGCUGCAUGCGAAAUCGGAUCCAGGAAUACAACAUCUUGACUCGGAAGCGCAUCCGCUUCCGGUUCAAGAGGUUCAUCCAGCAAUUCAGCGAGUGCAAAGUCACGGUGUGUAAACUUCGCCUCAAGUAUCUGAUGAGCCUGGAGGUACUACUUCCAUCGCUCUACUCAGAGCGCUUCCACGUCAAGGACCUGUCUGCACAUGAUGUCACCAUCGUUGUCAUGGGCAACAAGGGUAUCCAGUGGUCAAAAGGGAAAACGGAGGGAGCAGAGGAGGAGCUGCAGACAUACUGUGAUUUCCCAGAGGUGAUAGACAUCAGCAUAAAGCAGUCCAAUAAGGAAGGCUCAGUGGAGAGUCGCAUAGUUACUCUCACAACACAAGAUCACCAGAUCCUGGAACUGGAGUUUCACUCUCUCUCGGAGGCAUUAUCGUUUGUAUCAUUAGUGGAUGGAUAUUACAGACUUGUUGCAGAUGCACAUCAUUAUCUUUGCAAAGAGGUAGCCCCUCCAAGACUUCUGGAGGGCAUUCAGAGCCACUGUCAUGGCCCUGUGUCGAUGGAGUUUACCAUCGCUAAGCUGCGUCGCGCUGGUAACCGCCAAGGGCUGUACAUGUUGCGCCGCAGCCCCAGAGACUAUGACAAGUUCUUUAUGUCAUUUGUUGUGGGGUAUGAUGCUAUGAUGGACUACAAGCACUGUCAGAUUGUGAGAAGUGAGUGCGGGGAGUACAUUCUGAGCGGUGCAAAGAGAAGCUUCGUCACGCUUGGGGAACUUCUUACAUGCUACCAAAAGGAAGCGCUUCGCACAGAUGGAUACACAUUUCAGCUGACCAAGUGCUGCCCCCCCAGCCCCAAAUACAAAUCCAAUCUGCUGGUAUGCCGCAAUAACCAAGGACCAGAGGUUCUUCUGUCUCCUUCGCUACAAAAAAGCAUCAGCCAGAUGGUUUUCCACAAGAUCAGAAAAGAAGAUCUUGUCAUUAGCGAAAGUCUUGGCCAAGGUACGUUCACCAAACUCUUCUCCGGUGUCAGGAAGGAGCUUGGAGACUACGGAGAGAUUCAUCAGAUUGACGUGGUUAUCAAAAUCCUGGACAAGGCUCAUCGCAGUUACUCAGAGUCAUUCUUUGAAGCAGCCAGCAUGAUGAGCCAGCUCUCCCACAAGCACUUGCUCCUCAACUAUGGCGUGUGUGUUUGCGGAGAUGAGAACAUGAUGGUGCAGGAAUACGGUAAAUUUGGCUCUCUGGACACUUAUCUGAAAAAGAAUAAAAGUAGCGUCAACAUCACAUGGAAGCUGGAGGUAGCCAACCAGCUGGCCUGGGCCAUGCACUACCUGGAGGACAAGAAUGUUGUCCAUGGGAAUGUUUGUGCCAAGAAUGUUCUGGUGAUCCGAAAGGAGGACCGGAAAACCUGCAGUCUGCCUUUCAUCAAGCUCAGCGACCCUGGCAUUGGCACAACUGUAUUGCCCAAAGAAGUUCUGGUGGAGCGUAUUCCAUGGGUGCCUCCAGAAUGCAUCGAAAACCCGCAAAAUCUAAGUUUGGCUACAGAUAAGUGGGGCUUCGGCACCACCUUGUGGGAGAUCUGCAGCGGUGGCGAUAAACCGCUCUGCACGCUUGACUGCUCCAAGAAGAUGAUGUUCUACGAAGACAGACACCAGCUGCCAGCUCCCAAAUGGACCGAGCUGGCCAAUCUAAUUAACAGCUGUAUGGACUACGAGCCUUCACACCGACCCUCUUUUAGAGCAGUCAUCAGAGACCUAAACAGUCUCUUUACGCCAGACUACGAGCUUUUGGUGGAGAGCGACAUGGUGCCUGCAAGGACCCGAGGCUUUGGCUUCCCGUGGGCUUCGGAGAGCCAGGAGCCUGCUCAGUUUGAGGAGCGACACCUCAUCUUCCUCAAACAGCUGGGCAAAGGGAAUUUCGGCAGCGUGGAGAUGUGCCGGUAUGACCCUCUCCAGGACAGCACCGGGGAGGUGGUGGCCGUUAAGAAACUCCAGCACAGCACGGCGGAGCACAUCCGGGACUUUGAGCGCGAGAUUGAGAUCCUCAAGUCUCUCCAUCAUGAGAAUAUUGUCAAAUAUAAAGGAGUGUGCUACAGUGCAGGACGAAGAAACCUACGCCUGAUUAUGGAGUAUCUUCCUUACGGCAGUUUGAGGGAUUAUCUUCUUAAAAACAAAGUCCACUUUGAUUUCAAGAAGCUGCUUCUCUAUGCGCUCCAGAUUUGCAAGGGUAUGGACUACCUGGCCUCAAAGCGCUACGUCCACAGAGAUCUGGCCACUAGAAAUAUUCUGGUCGAGAGCGACCUGAGAGUUAAGAUUGGUGACUUUGGUCUGACCAAGGUGCUGCCCCAGGACAAAGAUUACUACACUGUGAGGAACCCUGGGGAAAGCCCCAUCUUUUGGUACUCUCCAGAGUCACUUACAGAAAGCAAGUUUUCGGUGGCGUCAGAUGUUUGGAGUUUUGGUGUGGUCCUCUAUGAACUUUUUACGUACUGUGACAAAGGCUUCAGUCCACCUGCGGUGUUUAUGCAGCAGAUGGGAAAUGAAAAACAAGGACAGAUGAUAGUUUAUCAUUUGUUCGACCUGCUGAAACAAGGCUAUCGCUUGCCUGUGCCGGAUAAUUGUCCGAAGGAGAUCCACCAGAUGAUGGCCGAGUGCUGGAGCGGGGACCCGGGACGAAGGCCCACUUUCCAAAUGCUGAUCCGCAGGGUGGAGAUGGCGCGAGACAACGUGGACACGUGAGGCACGUUCAAGUGGGGAAGUCGCGAUGAUAAAAGCAAACUUAUUACGAUCACACCGGGGCUGAUAGUCACUUGUGAGUGGCGGUGUUGCUACAAACAAUGUGAGGACUUUAACACUACACCUUGACUCCAAAGAACAUUCCCGACUGCCUCUAAGUAUUCUUUUUUAUAAACAAUAUUCCAUAUGAGAACAUUUUUUUUAAAGAUGAUCAUUUCUUUUGUAAAAUAUGGUUCUAUUGUACAUGUGUGUAUUGUUUGCAUCCUACUAUGGCUCUUAAAUUGUCUUUUUUGUUUUCAUUCCAGAAAUUAAUUUAACUUCUUUUUGAAUAAGGCCGAAACGACAAAAUGUGGUCGGAAAAAAGUGAAGCACUGUGGUUUUCUAGACGCACUUUUAAGCCCAAAAGGUUACUAGUCCAAUUAAAAUGUCUGUUAAAGGUGGUAAUUAAUUGGAUUUACUGUUCACAAGUCUGCUCUCAUAUGAAAUUACAAAACGUGUAUGAUUUGAAAGCAUGCUUGAAUGUAACGUGCUCCGUGACUGUGGAUAUUACCGCCAAUUUUUAAGGAAAUGUACAUAAAGUAUUUUAUAUUUGUUCAGGAAGAUAAAAUCAUAAGUCAUGUUGCA
Molecule: messenger RNA, 4666 nt
Organism: Syngnathoides biaculeatus (alligator pipefish)
Lineage: Eukaryota; Metazoa; Chordata; Actinopteri; Syngnathiformes; Syngnathidae
Gene: jak2a
Product: Janus kinase 2a
Exons: 25
Coding region: 668-4045 (1125 amino acids)
Biological process (GO): cell differentiation; hemopoiesis; intracellular signal transduction
Cellular component (GO): cytoskeleton; cytosol; membrane
Molecular function (GO): non-membrane spanning protein tyrosine kinase activity; cytokine receptor binding; ATP binding
Source: RefSeq, a predicted model, not a curated record